Brugia malayi is the source of this 216-nucleotide messenger RNA. RefSeq lists its product as uncharacterized. Bases 1 to 216 code for a protein of 71 amino acids. Lineage: Eukaryota; Metazoa; Nematoda; Chromadorea; Rhabditida; Onchocercidae. The record is from RefSeq and is a predicted model, not a curated record. The transcript is spliced from 2 exons.
AUGGAUCGGUUGCUAGCAGAGAGUUAUGAUCGAAUGGUAGAAAGAGACAAAAAAUAUCGGUGUUUUGUGGACGGCGGCUUGGGAAAACGAUCAUUUCUACGCGUAUACGCUAACGAAAUAUAUAACCGAUCCGAACUAUCCUUUUCGGAAUUUGGUGGACAAUCUCUAUUUUCAUUUGUGAAGAGAGAGAUUUCGAAAUUGUUGAAAAGUCGGUGA